Messenger RNA from Acanthopagrus latus (yellowfin seabream), 2647 nucleotides. Its product is annotated as complement factor B-like. The record is from RefSeq and is a predicted model, not a curated record. NCBI's taxonomy places the organism in Eukaryota, Metazoa, Chordata, Actinopteri, Spariformes, Sparidae. Gene Ontology annotation, molecular function: serine-type endopeptidase activity. Gene Ontology annotation, cellular component: extracellular region. Bases 16 to 2313 code for a protein of 765 amino acids. The transcript is spliced from 19 exons. Gene Ontology annotation, biological process: complement activation; proteolysis.
UUUGUCUAGAAGUUAAUGAGUACCAGUUUAAGGUUCAGCAUGGGGUUUACCGUCCACUGGAGUUGGCUUGCUACACUUUCAUGUCUCCUCUGCAUGGGAGGGGAAGUGCGCUGUAAUUGCACAGAGACAAAUAUGCAAAUCGAAGGAGGUCAUUACAGAUUGACCAAGCAUCUGAGGGCAGGCAGCAUGUUGGUCUACAACUGUCCCGAGGGUUACUACCCAUACCCGGCUAUGACCCGCCUGUGCCAGCCCAAUGGCAGGUGGAGACCGGCACCCAAAAGGUUUUCACCUCAGAGAUGCAGGCUUGUUGAAUGCCCUGACCCAAGUGUGCUGGAGUACGGCAAUGUCUCCCCUCCUCAGGAGAAGUACUAUGUGGAUAAUGAGACCACGUAUGAGUGCUACUCUGGAUAUACAAUGCGAGGCUCAUCCAGCCGUGUCUGCUUACCAAGUGGAAAGUGGAGCGGUUCCACUCCCAUCUGUAGCCGUGACUCAGGAGAUCAUUGUGCUGAUCCUGGUAUCCCAGCUGGUGCCUCGAGAACGGGAAACAUGUUUGGAAUUGACGACACAGUGAGAUACAGCUGCAAUGGCAACCUCAUUUUGGUGGGGUCGAACGAAAGGGUGUGUCAGGAGAACGGCCAGUGGAGUGGCAAUGAGCCAGCGUGCUACUACAAACACACCUACGACACUUCCUUGGAGGUUUCAGAGGAAUUUGGCAGCGCGAUAAAAAGCAGCCUCACCACUUUAGAGCCAGUUGGUGACAUACAAGAGGGGAGGACAAUCAGGGUCACAAAAAAUGGGACACUUAACAUCUACAUCGCAGUGGAUAUUUCUGAGAGCAUUGACGAGAAACACAUCAAUCACUCAAAGGAUGCAAUCACAACACUUAUCACCAAGAUUUCAAGCUUUAACGUGAAUCCAAACUAUGAAAUCCUCUUUUUUUCCUCUGAGCUGUAUCCAGUUAUCAACAUUAUGGAUUUCUGGGAUAAGCAAGUGGUACUGAAAGAUGUCACGAAUGGAGUGAGAGAUUUUAUAGUAGGCGACAAAAACACAGGAACAAAUCUGAACCUCGUCUUUAAGACCUUCGAAGAGCGCAUGGGUCUUAUAAAAAGACGGGUUGGAGAGGAGGCUUUCAAGGAACACCGUCACGUCAUCAUCGUAUUUACAGACGGCGCUUAUAACAUGGGCGGUUCACCUGCUUACGCUGUGAAAAGAAUAAAGGACAUGGUAUACGACGUCAAUGAUCCAUCAAGAGAGGAAUAUCUUGAUAUUUAUAUAUUUGCCAUCGGAGAAGACAUCUUUGAUGAUGAUCUGAAGCCCCUCACAGCGGGGGAGGAUGGCAAGCACUACUUCAGGAUGAAGGACAUUUCAAAUUUACAAGAGACUUUUGAUGACAUAAUUGAUGAGGAAGAUGUUAAGGGUCUGUGCGGUCUUCACAAGGACUAUGACACGGGUACCAAAGAAAGCAAGAAGAAAAGGUAUCCAUGGGUGGUAUUCAUUAUCGUCCAGAAAGAUGGCGUCUCAAAGAAGUGCCUCGGCUCUCUGGUGAGCCCCGACUUUGUCUUGACUGCCGCUCACUGCUUUCCAUUUGGAACUCUUCCUGAGCACAUCACAGUGGAGAUUGAUGAUGGACAGGGCAGAGUGAAAAAAGUUAAAAUGUUCAAAAUACAUGACCGGUACAAUGUCACCGCUAAAGUUCACGAAAAAGUCAAAGAGUUCUACGACUAUGAUGUUGCCCUCGUUCAACUGGAGAAACCUGUUGAAAUCUCCGCUGCCGCUAGACCUAUUUGCAUACCUUGCACCAAGGAGACCAGUCAGGCUCUAAAACUGGGUGGCGCUUCCACCUGCGAGCAACAAGAGAAGCUUCUGCUAAAGAAUCAUCUCGAAAGCCUCAGUUUCCUGACCAGAACGUCCAACUUCAUAGAUGAAAAAACUGUCCAAGCUAAGCUUGGCGAUAAUAGAGGUGAAUGCAUCAGACACGCACUAGCUGCAGAAGGCGUAGAGACGGAUAACCCAGAGGUCGCUGUGACUGAAAAUUUCCUGUGCACUGGUGGUCGAAAUCCUCAUAGAGAUCAUAUAGCAUGUAAAGGUGACUCUGGAGGUGCUGUGUUCAAGAACUAUGAGCAGCGCACAAUACAGGUCGCGCUGGUCAGCUGGGGAAACAAGGAUCUGUGCAAAUCAGCUUCGGGUCUCGUCGAGUCAGAUGACACCUCCAGAGAUUUCCAUAUUAAUCUUUUCAAAUUCGUCCCUUUCCUCAAAUUGGUCCUUGGAGAUGACAACCAGGAUUACGCACCACUUGAGUUUUUGGAGAGCUAAAUUCAUUUACAUGCUGUACUUUUUUUUUUGCAAUUUCAGGUGUGUGAUUUUUGUAUGCUGUAUGUUGUGUCACGGAAUUCAUCUGAUCACUCAUUAAAGAUACGAUUUGUAACAUUUCCGCAUUAAAAUGUCUAAAGAUGACAAGGCUGUUGUCGUACAAACACUUAUGUUGAGCUGUGUACUUACAUCAUCCUAAGUGUUUCCAAAAAGGCUCAAACCCAGAAAAAUACUAAAUGUAUUGAUUUUGCUGUCUUUUGCACUAACAGAAAAUACAUCAGAGAGUCAGAAGUCUGCCUAUGUUACUAAAGACUGAAGAUUAAAAGUUGUGACCUUU